This is a messenger RNA of Nasonia vitripennis (jewel wasp), 4203 nucleotides long. RefSeq names its product proline dehydrogenase 1, mitochondrial (gene slgA). Gene Ontology annotation, cellular component: mitochondrion. Lineage: Eukaryota; Metazoa; Arthropoda; Insecta; Hymenoptera; Pteromalidae. The transcript has 11 exons. Bases 323 to 2155 code for a protein of 610 amino acids. The record is from RefSeq and is a predicted model, not a curated record. Gene Ontology annotation, molecular function: FAD binding; proline dehydrogenase activity.
GGCUUUCCUUUCGUGUUCGCGCUCGACACACACGGAGUCGCCCGAUCCGUAAGCCUAAGUAUUCCGUGCGCGUGUGUUGCAUAGAGUACGACGUACCGCGUGCGCGCGCGCGAACGACACGGCAGUAGCCAGAUAGCGGAGCGGAGGAGCCGAGUCGCGCGAGUGGAGUGCCAGUCUGCCAGUCUGCCAGUCUCGAUCCGCUCUCCCGCAGGCCAGCAGUGCGUGCAGCGCAGUUCGCCACUCGCCUCGCAGAUUCUGGAAUCUUGCUCGCCUUGCUCGCAGCCCGCUCACCCGUCGACGUCCAAGCACCGCAGAGGCUCGAAUGGCGUUCCUGAGGAGGCUGCCGCGGUGCUGCGCCGCCAAGCAGCUGCAGCAGGUGGUGCGCGAGCGCACGAGCACCGCUGCGGCUACUGCCGCCACCUCGGCCCCGGCCCAGGCCGAGCUGCCCCCGGCCCAGCAGACCAGACAGCUCGACCCGCUCGACCUCAAGUUCAACGAUCCCGUCGCCUCCUUCAAGAGCAAGACCAUGACCGAGCUCGUGCGCGCCUACGUCGUCUACCAGCUCUGCUCCGUCGAGUUCCUCGUCGAGAACAACGCCAAGUUGAUGAGACUUAUGCAGACGUUGAUGGGCGAAAGGCUGUUCUCGUUUGUCAUGAAGUCUACGUUCUACGGCCAUUUCGUAGCUGGAGAAGACGAAAUCAAAAUCGCACCGGUCCUCAGCAGGUUGCGACAGUUCGGAGUGAAGCCGAUUCUCGAUUACUCGGUUGAGGAGGACAUCACACAGGAAGAAGCUGAGCGACGUGAAGUCAAGGCCUCCGUGUCGGAAGCCGGUGACGAGAAGAAUUCGGGUACUUUGAAGAAGUACCACGUAGAGAAGUCUUUCGCGGACAGGCGAUACAAGGUCUCCUCUGCCAGAACGUACUUUUAUCUAAACGAAGCUUCCUGCGAGAGGAACAUGGACAUUUUUGUCAGAUGUCUCGAGGCUGUAGCAAACAAUUCACAUGGGGCUGGAUUCACGGCUGUAAAACUGACCGCUCUCGGCAGGCCGCAACUUUUGCUCCAACUGUCCGAGGUGAUAAUGCGCGCUCGACAGUACGUCUCGGACGUCGUGGGCGGCGAAGGAGCGGUACUGGCACAUCACGCGAAGCCUGAGAUUUUCGAAAGAAAGUUCGAGGAGGCGCACAUUCGAGAGUCGGCGCCGGUUCAGAAGUUCUUGCAAAAGAUUCAAUCCGACAAAGAAGGUGUGAUCCACUUGUUCCCCUGGAGCGGAAUCCUGGACGAGAACUACGAGCUGAGCGAGACCUUCCAAGUGCCGGACAUCAAAACGGGAAAAAUGGUGAGACUUAUGACGCAGCUGACGAGGAAAGAGGAAGAGAUGUUCCGGAACAUGAUCAGACGGCUCAACAACAUCGUAUCGGUGGCGGACAAGCUGGACGUGCGCAUCAUGAUCGACGCGGAGCAGACGUACUUCCAGCCGGCAAUCUCCCGACUGACACUGGAGAUGAUGCGCAAGUACAAUACAAAGAGGGCUGUGGUGUUCAACACAUACCAGACGUAUCUGCAGGACGCCUUCACCGAAGUCAAGACUGAUCUCGAACAGGCUGAGCGGCAGAACUUCUAUUUCGGCGCCAAGAUCGUGCGGGGCGCGUAUAUCGAGCAGGAGAGAGCUCGAGCUGCGGCGAUGGGCUACGCGGAUCCAACGAACCCAACCUACGAGGCAACGACCGAGUCGUAUCACAGGACCCUCAUGGAGUGUCUGCGCAGGAUGAAGCAGUACAAGGAUAAAGGAGAGGAUCCGAAGAAGAUUGGCAUUAUGGUGGCUUCGCACAACGAGGACACAGUGCGCUUCGCCAUUGAAAAAAUGAAGGAGAUUGGUAUUUCUCCCGAGGACAAAGUCAUCUGCUUUGGUCAAUUAUUCGGCAUGUGCGAUUACCUGACAUUCCCGCUCGGUCAAUCGGGCUACUCUGCGUACAAAUACAUCCCCUACGGGCCGGUGAAGGAGGUACUGCCGUACCUGUCGCGGCGAGCGCAGGAGAACCGCGGAGUACUUAAGAAGAUCAAGAAGGAAAAGCAGCUGCUGCUCACGGAGAUCACGAGGCGCUUGAUGAGCGGCCAGAUCUUCUACAAGCCGAAGGGCAACUACACCCCCGUGUGAGCGGCCCCCAGGCGACAGCCCGACCAUCUCGAACCGGGGACAGAUCAAUACCACAGUAUAGUUAGCGUGAACACGGCUUGAGGAUUCGCGACCGAUCAGACACACGAAUAAAAAAGACGACAGACUAUACCAGACGCACGAACAUAUCGUAGACGAAGACAAGGCGCGCGAAUCGACUCGAUCGGUAAAACGAGGAGAGAGGUAUACAGGCGUAGUGAAGGAGCCGACGACGAUGAUGGACUCUCAUACUUUAACGAAACGACUGAUCCGAGACGUACAAUAUCACGAUGAUAUAUAUAUAAUAUAUACUAUAUAGUAUAGCGAUGAGUGCGACGGUAUCAGGUGCGUUGCAUGCUCGCCGGAGUGUUGCGCUGUUCUGCGCGCGGGUGGCCAGAGCAGCCUCAUAGAUAAAAGUCAGUCGAGGGGAAUAAUUUCCCCGCUCGUCUUUGAAGCCCGCGCCGUCGCCGGUUGGUUCGUUUGUUUCUCUUUCACCCUUUUGUUGGCGUAUAAUCCGUUUUGAUUUAUAUGUUUGCGAAUUCAAAAAUGUAACAAAAAAUUAAUAAUGUUUGUUUUUAACGUAUAUUUCACCUAUAUACGACGAAUUUAAAAGUACUGUGCAGCCGAUUUUUAUGUGUGCACUCCUAUGAUAUAUUUAUUCGAGAGGCUGCGAGGGAUUGCGAAUAGAAGCGUGAGUGAGAGUACUGUUGACACGGCUAAGAUGGGACGGCGCGGAACACGAUAGAGAAAGAAAUAGCGCGCGCAAAUAAUGCCACUGCAUUUCAGCGAGUUACCUAUAGGACUUACACACAUACAUGCUCACACACAAGUACACACAUCUACACCACGUAAGAUCAUGUAUAUGAAGAAUGGAGGAAAGAGGGUAUGAAGACUGGAUGUUCUGGGAAAAAGCUGGAGCAUGUUUCAGGAGAAGCUAUCAAAGGGCGCGACGUUUGUGUUGACUGAACGAUGAGCAUAUAGGCAUGAUUUCAUAGGUGUUCGUUAACAUGCGAACGACUGUUGGAGACAUUAUACGGGCAUCGAUCGUCUUCAACUCUUUUUUCUCCGUUCACUUUGUAAUUUCCCCGAGGAAGUGGAUUUUCUUUUAGAUGAAAUUGUUUUUAACGUUUGCUUGUCACAGUAAUUGUUUUUAAGCUUUUGUUUAAUAGAAAAAUUCAUAAAAAUAAAAGGAAAGAUUCAUUGUUUUAAGUGAAUUUUUACAAAAUGUAUCUUCAAUAUGUGAUUUUAGACGGUAUGUUUUUAUGAUUUUUUUUAGCUCGACGUGUAAAACAACUAUUGUGCGAUAAACGAAUUCAGAAUACUUAUUUGCCAUGCCUGAAACUUUGAAAAUGCGAGAUUGGUUUUUGAAAUUUUAGGCCAGGCAUUCGGAUUAAUUGAAAAGAAUAAUACUUAUUCGUUUGAAGAAGAUCGAUGCUGCUAAUCAAAGCAUUUGUUAAUUGCGGCUUGUUAGACUCACUGAGCAACAUAAGUGCCAGUUUAAUUUAGACGGAAACUAACGACCUUAUGACUGUGAAACUUAAUAAGGAAGUACAAUGCUUUAUUAAGACUACGAUAUUAUUUUAGAAGUAUAUUGCUAAUUAUGUGUCAAUUUUCAAGGCAGCGUGUGUAAUUACGAAAAAAGUCCGCCCCAGUAUGUUUUAUCUGUUUGCUUCCUGAAAAUCUUAUAAAGUCGUAGAAAAAAUCACCCAUGAAUGUUCAAAAGAGAAGAAAAUUGGAAAAACACAAAAAAAGCGAAACAAGCAGCCUGUUUACAAUACUUGCAUUUUUAUAAUUUUCAUAGCGGUUUUUGUAAAGUUAUGUCGACGAGAUAUACGUACUUUGUAAAUCGACGAUGCACCUGUGCUUUUUGAAUUGUAAAAGGUUACGAUGAUAUUGUUGUAAAACGUUAAAUCUCUGUAAAUCAUGUGCGCAUGACGGCGAAAAAUUGCAAGAUGCGAAAUUAGAAAAAUUAUUAUGUGAAUACGACAAAACUAUUCGACAAAAAAAAAACAAUUGAUUUGAGAACUAAUAAAGGGGCAUUGUUAAAGUUA